Molecule: messenger RNA, 5499 nt
Organism: Cyprinus carpio (common carp)
Lineage: Eukaryota; Metazoa; Chordata; Actinopteri; Cypriniformes; Cyprinidae
Product: KIAA0586 ortholog
Biological process (GO): smoothened signaling pathway
Cellular component (GO): centriole; ciliary basal body
Source: RefSeq, a predicted model, not a curated record
CAGUGUCACGAUUGAAACGCAGGGAACUUUUAUUUUGAAAAUCUCGCGAUCAUGUCGUUGUUUCCAGGAUCACAGUUGUGAAGUUUUGUUGUCAGCAACAACCGACGCUGAGAAAAUAACUGGAUUUACAUCAGAAAUGAGCUGAAAGAAAACAUCCUUUGAAUAUCACAUUAAAAUACUACGAAAUGAAGUCGGGAUUUACUGUGAUAACAGAAAUGAGAGGCUGAACCAACCUGCUGCUUUUAAAAAUCACCUGCGGCGGGAAAUUCAAAAGCAGUACUGACAACAACACAUCUGUGGAUAUCUCAGGAAAUAAAGGCAAUAAUCGUUAUGUUGACGUCAUGUUCACGGUAAGACUGUUAGAAACGCCUGAAAAUGAUCAAAGCCUUUGACAGCUAACCACUGGGCCUGUACAUUGUUGUUAUCAACUGUUUAAAGACUGACAUCAGUGAAAACAGCUGUCUUAUUACUGAUAUAAUAGUGGAAAUGGACCCUUGUUGUGUGUCUGUGGUCAAUAACACGAACUUAAACGACUCUACAUCCAGUUCUGAUGCAGCAGAUGUGUUAAUUCGUUCGACCAGAGCUGCUUUGGCUGCCAGCAGAGAGGAAAUACAGCAUGAGAGUCGUAAUCAAGUUAAUAUUUACAUUAGGAGACUGUCAGACUCUGAAGAUGUUCACUCUGUGAAUGAGAGAGAAACCCCACCCGUCCACCGUGUGAAUAAUCCUUCAGCUUCAGACACAGUUGAGCCCCAUGAACAACAUCCCUCUGGAUCAUCAAGUCAGUUUGCUGGCAUUUUUGACAAAGCCUUCAGGAAAGAGAAAAGUAAAGUUCCAACUACAAUCAUGGAGAUAGCAAACUCAAAGUCGAAAGGUGAAGACGUGCAAAUCUCUACAUACUCUGCUGAUGGGAGAGGAGCAGUUUCUGCAGCCCUCAAGAAAAGAUCCCAAAGUGUCCCUUUAAGACGUAAUGUGACGGUACAAGUGUUGGACCAAGACAGAUCCCAGACUCCAAGAGGCCAGUCAGAACCUGCUUUUCCAUCAGGAGACCCUGGGACUUCUGCAAAUGUGGCAGCCAUAACAGCUGCUACUAUUGCCGCCACAGCACCACUUAUCAAGGCUCAGAGUGAGAUGGAGGCUCAGAUCGCACUGGUAACAGCUGAGCUGAGGAGGCUGCAGGCAGCAGAGUCCAGUGUCCAGCCGGAGAGAACUGAGAACAGUUCUGUUGGGAGAGCAGCCCACCUGGAGGAACAACUUAACCUUCUGAUGCAGCAGAGACUGCAACACCUGGAGACCAUCCAAUGUCAGCAGAUCCAGCUGCAGAAUCGUCUUCUGGGAUCGGCUCUGGAUGUCGUAGCAGCUCGGGCGAACACAGACUCACAGUCCACCCUGCACACAGGCUCUGGAAUCACCCAGAUAGACUUUCUGCCAGCUCAGAUCUCAGACAGUCACAGCGUCAGACUCUCUGCCACUGAUAAAACCUCUGCUGGAAGCCCAGCAUCUGUCUUAAAGGAUGUGCUCCGGGACAAACGAACAGGUGGCCAUAAAAGCCCCCUGGAGACCCCUGCACCACGUAAAGUCAUUCCUAAACCCACCCACUGGACAUCAUCAACAAACACCAUCAAACCUCAGAGAUCCUCCCUCAGAAACCAAGGAAAUGGCAGACUUCAGGACCAGAGCCCUAAUAACCGGAGGUCUCCCGAGAGAUGCGCCCUGCAGUCUGUCGGGGUAAAGAGGUUCGCCAUGGCAACAGCUGACAACGGCCAACCAGAGCGGUCCAGGAAAAGCCAGACGCCACCUAAAACAUCUGUUGCUUUUACUGGAAGUGUACAACCAGAAGAGCCAGCUUUCAUGAAGCCACCAAAGAAACAGGAGAACCAGGCAGAACAUAUAUGUGUGGCGUCUUCCAGCUCGGCUGUGCAAAAAGCCAAUGAGAUGCUGCAGGAUCUGGGGCGGCUUAAAAAUGAGAUGAGGAGUCUACUGCAGACUGCUGAUGCGUUUCCUGUGCAGAAUGCCAAGUCGACCCAGAACAGCAGGAGCAGCCAUCUCGCCCCCUCCGCCAAAGCCCUGCCUCCUUCCACAACCCCCGUCUCCGUGCCCCCAGAGCCGGUUGAUGCAACUGCCAUCAGGGCUGCUCCUUUAAACAGACCCAGCAUUCUGAAGAGCAUCCAGCCACCCACAUCCAUGUUUGAGGAUGCAGGACUGGUCCUGAGGCAGGUGAGGCAGAGCAAGAAGGUUCUGGAAGAAAACCUGGAAACCAUUCUGAGAGCCACAGAUGGAGAGGUGCUUCACACGCAGUUAGAGGCACUGUCGAAAAACAGAGAUGUCCGUGAAGAGCUGAGGAUAAAGAAGACAGUUGAUGCCUGGAUCAAUACACUCAGUAAGGACAUUCAGGAUGAGCUGGCGAGGGAGAGCUCUGAGAGGUUUGUGGAGAGGAGCGAUGCUGCAGUCUCUAAAGUGGUGCAGCAGGGCCAGGGGAGCAGGAGCGGACGUGUGGCUGGUCCGAGAGGGGGAGGAAGAGGAAGAGGGGGGGGCGAAACCUCUGCGGCAGACAAGAAAACCUCUCUGAGAAGCUCAGUUAAAGCACAAGCAGAAAACACACUGGCACACAGCAAACAACCCGCUCUGUCCGUCAGAACCAGACCUGAAGGGAAGCGAGAGUCGGCUCAGCCGGUUGUGCUAAAAUCUCAGGAUGAUGAGGAGUAUCUGGCGAGGCUGUAUGGAAAAGCCCUUUAUGAUGGUCAUCGACGAACGCUUAAAAAAAGCCCUUACCUUCGAUUCAACUCCCCCACGCUGAAAUCCAAACCGCAACGACCAAAAGUAGUAGAGGCUGUCAAAGGGGUGAAGAUGAAGUCAUCUAAAACCCAAACUAGCCAGUUUGUGGAUGUUGUUCCUGCGCCGCAGUCUUCAGUCUCUGAGCCCCAUUUCCUGUUCAGCCCCAGUGAUCCUGCUCAACAGCAGCAGCCUGGCUCUCCAUUGCGAGGUUACCUCAUUCCCAUGGCCAUACCUUUAGGUAAGCCCAGAGUGGACAGCCAGGCCCCGGUACCUUCACGGGUCAUCAUUAGCGACAAACCAGCAACCGUAAUAACCUCCUUCCCUCCCAUCACUGUUCCUGAUCCCAAACCUGCUCCUGCUAUUCGGAAACCCAACACCAUUUUACUUGAGGUCCAGUCAAAACCAAAGAAACGGACCCCACAGCUCCAAAUACAGGUCCAGCCUGGUGUGAAUAUUGAGAGUGGUCUGUGCAGCCGGCCGGCUUCCUCUACGCCGUUGAUUCCAGCCGAAACCAUCCUUCCUCCACCUUCAACCCAUGCCGCCGAGGAACCGCAUGCUGGUGAAGAUCAGGAGGAAAAUAUCUUUCCCGGAACCAGUUUCUUGUCCGUAGCCGACAUCAGCCAGGAAACACACGGCGGACUUCCAGACUCUCCUAUAGAGCUCAACGGGCUGCCGUCUCCUCCAGCUGCUCUGUAUCACGGCCCGGCCUUUCCUCCACAGCCUUCCCAUUCCACGCCUCUGACCGAGCCCAUCCUGAGCACCAUCCAGCAGAGAGAAACCCUGGAGAACAGGCUGGUGGAUUGGGUAGAGCAACAGAUGAUGGCCAGAGUGAUCACUGGAAUGUUCCCCGUCCAGAUUGAUCCAGCCAGCCAAUCAGAGCCAGAGAAUAGUGUGACAUCAGACAUAGUGGAGGCCGCAGGUGGCGGUGGGCUUCAGUUGUUUGUGGACACAGGGGUACCAGUGGACUCUGAGCUCAUAAGACAGUGUGUAAAUGAAGUGCUGGCUGAAACCGUUGCAGUAAUGCUGGGACAGAGAGAGACACAGAGUGAACCCGCUGCCCCUGUCCAAACACAGGGUGCUCAGGUGAAGGCGACCGAGGUACCAACACCGGCACCCACUCCUGAGCCCAGUUCCAAAGACCCGCCGUCUCCUGUCAGAACCCCUGAUCUCUCCGAGCAUCUUUCUACAGCUCUGUCUCCCAAAGAAAAGCGUAAGGGAUCUGCUUCACCAGGUCCAGAUAGUAUUCCUGUGGGCACACCGACUACCACUCCAAUCCCGUCUCCCACCAGGGUGGCCACACCCUCUCCUCCUCCAGCCAAUCAGAGCCCAGAUUCAGCCAGCCUCCAGAAUCACCCAUGGGGACAAACAGAGCUCCCCCUGGAGGAGGAACAACCACACAGCGAGAGGCAGGAACAGCCGUCAGCACCAGUUGUCAUGUCAGUAGCCCAAGAGGACGAUGAGGAAGAAUCAGUCACCCAUCCAUCUUCACCUCUCCCAUCCAAACCCACAACUCUCCCACCUCCUCUACCUCCUGUGAGCCAGGAACCUCCUCCUGCCGCCACCCCUGAAUCCUCUUCCUCCUCCUCCUCAGAGGAGAGCAGCUCUAGCUCCAGUGUGACUGUCACAGAGACGGAGACGGCAGCCAGACACAUCUCAGAGGGAGAGCUGCUGCUCACUCACGGCCAGAUGGCGGCAGUCAGAGUUCUGGAAGAGGAAGGAGUCCUUCUGCCUAAUUUGAUGACCAGCCUGAAUGGUUCCCUGCACGGAGUCCAAGAUAUGGACUAUGAUCUGCCCAGUGAAGGUCAGGUGAUCGGAGCUCCACGCAUUCCUGCUCAUCAUGAUCCCAUCCUGUCUCUGUUGGCCAGAAUGGAACGUGGCCCUGUCAGCCAAUCACAGCAGCCACAGAAAUGGUGGGAGGAGGAGAGCAGUGGAGAGGUCAGUGAGGGUCAGAGACCACUUCUGACGACCGCAGCGGAGAUUGUGCUGACCGGACACUCACUCAUGGAUCAGCACAGACCCACAGAGAUCUCACCCCACGCCACUCUCACAUCACCUGGACAAGUGCUCGCCGACCACACGGGUGCUGUGGUUGAUGACACUGGGCUGUCAGUGAACCUCAGGUCAUCUGAGGAACAGAAGGAAGCUGAGGUUUAUCAUCAUGUGAUGACUGUCUCCUCCUCUCAGCCUCAGGACACACAACAUCAGAGCUCCCAGGCGGCACAGGCGGUCCACAGACCUGCACCAAUCCUGGUGAGGCAGUAUGAAGACAUAGAAGAACCAGAGUUGCCCAGGUUGAGGAGACUUUCAGAUGACACGUUUUUUGGGGACAGCGAGAAAGUUGAAGACAUUUUUCUGCACGCAGGAGGAGGAGGAAGUGAUGUCAGAGUGAUGUCGGUGAGGCUGCCGUCAGUCAAACAGGAUCAAGAGUCUGUCAGCCUCAGCUCUGUCGAAGGCGAUACAGACUCUUCUGCUAAUGAUGUGUAUUAACAGUGACGACCCUGUGAAACCUCUCUGAUGGGAAACUGCUAAGUGCCUCAAAGGAAGGAGAUGUUCUCAUCCUUAAAUUAUUCACAUCACAGAAAUUUCAUACAUAUUUGGAUGACAGUUAGUGCAAGAGAUACAAUGAACUUUCUCUAAUGUCGCUUGCAGCAAGGUUAAAUGAAACCAUAUGUGCUGUUGUUUGCUGUAUGACUACAUUUUUAAACAAAUAAAUUUGAAACAAAUCUG